This is a messenger RNA of Manis pentadactyla (Chinese pangolin), 559 nucleotides long. RefSeq names its product atherin-like. NCBI's taxonomy places the organism in Eukaryota, Metazoa, Chordata, Mammalia, Pholidota, Manidae. The record is from RefSeq and is a predicted model, not a curated record. The transcript has 2 exons. Bases 2 to 469 code for a protein of 155 amino acids.
CAUGCUGGGCAUUGGCUGCGGGCCGACUCCGUCCCCUUACGCCGCUGCCGCUCAGCCCCCAGAACCUACACAAUCACCAGCCAUGGACGCUGCCCUCCCACUGCCAAUGCUUCCGUCGCCUUGCCCUCGCCUCUGGCUGCGCACCUGCCAACAGCAGCCUCGGAAGUCCACCUCGGGCACAGACACCCGCGCAGCAGACGCCACGGCCCACCAUGGAGCGCAGCCUGUCCACGCUGCCGCCCACUGGAAACCCUGCUCCCCGCCACCGCCUCUGCCGCCUCUCACGGCGCACCUGCAGAUGGCGGGCUGGACUCCGCCCCCGGCCGCAGACCCCGCCGCCGAGGAGCAACAGCCCGCAGCUCCCCGCAGCCGACUCAUUCCCCAACCCGAAGCCGCCUGCCCCCUGGGGAUGGCUGCUUACGCAGGUGAUGGCGCAGCUGGAAGAACACGUGGCGGGCACCGGAAGUAGGUGUCGCUGGCCGGCAGGAGGAGCAUGCGCAGCAGGCACUGGAAGUGGGCGGUGCUGGAAGGCGGGAAGAGCGUGCGCAGCCUUGGUUGC